AUGAAACAGGGAUCACCGGCAUCACCACCUCCACCAUCACCACCACAACCACCACCACCAACAGCAACAAAAAAUGUGAUCAAGCUUCAGAGCAGCUUAACUCCAUCACGGUUAAGACUUCCUUCCAAGUACAGAGAGCCUCCAAAGACUCCACCAGAGGUUGUCAAUGGGGUGGUGUCAACGCCAUCAAGGAGAGCCAAGUCUGUUACUCCAGAGUUGAAGCACAAUUCAAGGAUCAAAAGGGGUCUUCUGCUGAACAAGGCCAAACCCAAUGAGGAGGUUAUGGGAACCCAAAGGGGUAGAGAAGCUGAAGAGGCUAAGGUUGUGUCUCGUGUUGUGAGGCCUCAUGUUGUGGAACUGUUUGCUAGGCCAAGGAGUGCGGUUGGAAAUUUUGCUUUGAAGAGGGAUAAGGAGGACCAUGAUGGUAAGAGUAAGAAGGAAUUGACGGAGAAGCUUGAGGUGAGCGAGAGUUUGAUCAAGAAUCUGCAGUCUGAAGUGCUGGCUUUGAAGGCUGAGUUGGAAAAAGUUAAGAGCUUGAAUGUGGAGCUGGAGUCUGACAACAGAAAACUCACUGAGGAUCUUGCUGCUGCUGAAUCCAAGGUGGUAUCUUUCAGUGGAAGUGAAAAGAUGAAGGAGCCAAAUGGAGAACAUCAGAGCCCAAAGUUUAAACACAUUCAGAAACUCAUUGCUGACAAGUUAGAAAGGUCCAUAGUGAAAAAGGAAGCUAUUACUGAUGGAUGCUUUGUUAAAGCAUCAACUGCAGCACCAACAGCAAUUCCUACCAUUCCUGAAGCUACAACUACAAGGAUAGGAAGAAAACCUACACUAAAAGCAUGCCUGCCACCGCCUCCACCACCUCCACCACCGGCGCCACCAUCAAUCCCUUCUAGGCCUGUAGCAAAAGUGAGUAACACCCAAAGGGCCCCAGCAUUUGUGAAAUUAUUUCACUCAUUAAAGAAUCAAGAAGGGAUGGAAAACGCAACAGGAUCGGUUAAACAGAAUAAACCAGUUGCUGUAAAUGUACAUAGCAGCAUCGUUGGAGAAAUUCAAAACCGUUCUGCUCAUCUCUUAGCAAUAAGGGCAGACAUUAAAACAAAAGGAAAUUUCAUCAAUGACCUUAUUAAAAAGGUGGUAGAAGCGGCCUACACGGACAUUGAAGAUGUCUUAAAUUUUGUUAAUUGGCUUGAUGGUGAACUCUCAUCAUUGGCUGAUGAGCGUGCAGUCUUGAAGCAUUUUAAUUGGCCCGAGAGAAAAGCUGAUACCAUGCGUGAAGCUGCAGUCGAGUAUCGUGAACUCAAAUUGCUAGAACAAGAGAUUUCAUCCUUCAAAGAUGACCCAGAAAUUCCAUGUGGAGCUUCCUUGAGAAAGAUGGCCAGCCUAUUAGACAAGUCUGAGUGCAGCAUACAGAGGCUAAUCAAGUUGAGAAAUUCUGUAAUGCGCUCAUAUCAAGAAUACAAAAUUCCAACCGCUUGGAUGCUUGACUCAGGAAUCACAGCCAAGAUAAAGAAGGCUUCUAUGAUUCUGGUCAAGAUGUACAUGAAAAGAGUGACAAUGGAGCUUGGAUCUGCUCGAAACUCAGACAGACAAUCCAGUCAAGAAUCCCUUCUCCUUCAGGGAAUGCAUUUUGCAUAUAGAGCUCAUCAGUUUGCUGGAGGUCUGGAUGCAGAAACUUUGUGUGCUUUUGAAGAGAUAAGGCAACACGUACCAGGACACUUAGCAGGGUCCCGAGAACUUUUGGCUGGCAUAGCCUCAUCUUGA
Sphenostylis stenocarpa is the source of this 1758-nucleotide messenger RNA. The record is from the annotation of a GenBank genome assembly. Lineage: Eukaryota; Viridiplantae; Streptophyta; Magnoliopsida; Fabales; Fabaceae.